AUCUUAAACAUUCGAAAUGAUAUUCCCGCCUUCGUGUUUCCAUCUUCUUUCACAAAAGUAAGAAAUACCGAUCGAUUGUUUCAAGCUUAAAUUCAAUUUGAGCAUUUGGAAGUGAAGAAAAGAAGAAGAUCAAUGGAGGAAUUGAUCUCGAACUUCAGCAAAACUCUAGCGCCCUUUUGCAAUCAUCUCCAAAACACCAGCGAUGCCCUCAAGCAUUCCAUGGAUCGCCGCCCCAUUCCUCUCGAUUCGGCAUCAUCGACCUUUAUACAAUCUCUCAACCGCCGUGUGUCGGCUGUUAACGUUGAUCUCAACUUUCUUGAAUCAAUGUCCUUAGAAACUGUAUCCUUCGAGGAGCUUUUAGGUCAUGUUAGUGAAGUUUAUAAGAAGAACGAAACUGAUCUUUUGGAGCUACAGAAGCAGCUCAAGGGUGUUGGAUAUGUACCAGAGUUUGAGGUUGAUGAAGAUGACGAAAUUCUUAACAAUGUAUCAACGCCUGGGUUGCAUUUUGAGCUUUCAAGUUCCAUGGAUGGAUUGAACGUACCGUCUUCUUACCAGAAAUCAGUCUCCACGACAGGACUUGCCAAGCAUAGCUUCGAAGAUGAUAUACUACUCGACGACUCUUUAAGCUUACAAAAUGCUGGGCUUUCCGAUGUUUGUCUUGCCACUCUAGCAACCGAAGGCAACUCUACGUUCAGUGACCCAUACCAGGAUUUGCAUACACCAAAAAAAUUCUUAGAGAAACCACUUGGCUCAAAUUUUCCAUGCCAAUCUGCAGCACAAACUGUGGGAGCCCCUGAAGGGGAAGGUGAAGAUCACUUGACAUUUGAAGAAGCCAUUUCACCUCUAAUUACGCUAUCAAAGGACGAUUUUGAAAGCCUCCCAUCAUAUAUGAAGGGCCUAGCAUCAUGGGAGGACCUCAUCGUGGCUGCUGAGAAAAUCAAUUCAUGCUUGGGGAUAAAAGGCAAGGGAAAAAACUAUAUCCUUCAAGACGAAAUUUCAACUUUGGACCUUGGUCCCAAAGCAAGGUCUUUUCUGCUUCUACUUGUGCGAAUGAAGCGAAUGGUUGUUGAAACGAUUGAGGGUCAAAUAUCUUAUAGAGUUCUAUAGAGUGAAUGAAUUUGUCCUUCAAUUUGAUGAGAUUGGAUAUCCUACACAGGUUCGCUCCUUGCAUAUAUAUCAAUAUCAGUACUUGAAAUAAAUUUUAUUCUAUGAAUAUGAAUAUGUUCCUUUUGCAUAUAACAUUCCACCUCUAGAAUAAUAAAAAGUCACAUCAAUUACGGUUAUGUUAAGCUCGCUUUAGCUUUUUUGUAGUGCUUAAGAUGAUUUUAUUUUUCAAACAGAAUAGUUCUCUCUUGAUUGUUCUUAUCAAAUAAUAUUAUUUGUUUUUAUA
Molecule: messenger RNA, 1390 nt
Organism: Cucumis sativus (cucumber)
Lineage: Eukaryota; Viridiplantae; Streptophyta; Magnoliopsida; Cucurbitales; Cucurbitaceae
Exons: 9
Coding region: 133-1107 (324 amino acids)
Biological process (GO): chromosome segregation
Cellular component (GO): outer kinetochore
Source: RefSeq, a predicted model, not a curated record